AUGGAUAAGCUCUCCGGUCUCGCUUCCAAGCUCGGCGGUGGCAGCAAGGGGAACCAGUCAUCUGGAAAUGAGGAUUACGUUGACAAAGGUCUCGAUACCGCCGAGGGCAAGCUCAGCGGCGGCAAAGUUGACCCUGCCAAGAUGCGCUCCACCAACGAGAAAAUCACCGACACUGGCCGCGAGCAGUUCGAGAAGGCUACUGGCAAGAACGUCCCCGACAAGGUUUCCAACUAA
This is a messenger RNA of Penicillium cinerascens, 234 nucleotides long. RefSeq lists its product as uncharacterized. The record is from RefSeq and is a predicted model, not a curated record. Lineage: Eukaryota; Fungi; Ascomycota; Eurotiomycetes; Eurotiales; Aspergillaceae. The transcript is spliced from 3 exons. The coding region runs from base 1 to 234 and encodes 77 amino acids.